AUGAGAACCGAAAGGAAUCAUUACAACACCGACGCCGAGGGAGUCCUUUCAACACCAUCGCCGAGGGAGUCCCUACAAUACCGUCGCCGAGGGAGUCCCUACAACACCGACGCCGAGGGAGUCCCUACAACACCGACGCCGAGGGAGUCCCUACAACACCGACGCCGAGGGAGUCCCUACAACACCGACGCCGAGAGAGUCCCUACAAUACCGACGCCGAGGGAGUCCCUACAACACCGACGCCGAGGGAGUCCCUACAACACCGACGCCGAGGGAGGCCCUACAACACCAACGCUGAGGGAGUCCCUACAACACAGACGUCGAGGGAGUCCCUACAACACCAACGCUGAGGGAGUCCCUACAACACCGUCGCCGAGGGAGUCCCUACUACACCGACGCCGAGGGAGUUCCUACAACACCGACGCCGAGGGAGUCCCCAUAACACCGACGUCAAGGGAGUCCCUACAACACCGAUGUCAAGGGAGUCCCUACAACACCGACGUCAAGGGAGUCCCUACAACACCGACGUCAAGGGAGUCCCCACAACACCGACGUCAAGGGUGUCCCUACAACACCGACGUCAAGGGAGUCCCUACAACACCGACGUCAAGGGUGUCCCUACAACACCGACGUCAAGGGUAUCCCUACAACACCGACGUCAAGGGAGUCCCUACAACACCGACGUCAAGGGAGUCACUACAACACCGACGUCAAGGGAGUCCCCACAACACCGACGUCAAGGGAGUCCCCACAACACCGACGUCAAGGGUGUCCCUACAACACCGACGUCAAGGGAGUCCCUACAACACCGACGUCAAGGGAGUCCCUACAACACCGACGUCAAGGGAGUCCCCACAACACCGACGUCAAGGGUAUCCCUACAACACCGACGUCAAGGGAGUCACUACAACACCGACAUCAAGGGUGUCCCUACAAUACCGACGUCAAGGGAGUCCCUACAACACCGACGUCAAGGGAGUCACUACAACACCGACAUCAAGGGUGUCCCUACAAUACCGACGUCAAGGGAGUCCCUACAACACCGACGUCAAGGGAGUCACUACAACACCGACAUCAAGGGUGUCCCUACAAUACCGACGUCAAGGGAGUCCCUACAACACCGACGUCAAGGGAGUCCCCACAACACCGACAUCAAGGGUGUCCCUACAAUACCGACGUCAAGGGAGUCCCUACAACACCGACGUCAAGGGAGUCACCACAACACCGACAUCAAGGGUGUCCCUACAAUACCGACGUCAAGGGAGUCCCUACAACACCGACGUCAAGGGAGUCCCCACAACACCGACAUCAAGGGUGUCCCUACAAUACCGACGUCAAGGGAGUCCCCACAACACCGACGUCAAGGGAGUCCCUACAACUACUGACGCCUGGAAAUAUUAA
Molecule: messenger RNA, 1401 nt
Organism: Procambarus clarkii (red swamp crayfish)
Lineage: Eukaryota; Metazoa; Arthropoda; Malacostraca; Decapoda; Cambaridae
Product: sialidase-like
Source: RefSeq, a predicted model, not a curated record